Molecule: messenger RNA, 1968 nt
Organism: Pseudogymnoascus verrucosus
Lineage: Eukaryota; Fungi; Ascomycota; Leotiomycetes; Thelebolales; Thelebolaceae
Biological process (GO): carbohydrate metabolic process
Cellular component (GO): beta-galactosidase complex
Molecular function (GO): beta-galactosidase activity
Source: RefSeq, a predicted model, not a curated record
UGGAAGCUACAACAUCCCAAAUCCCUUAUUUGGAGAAGCUUGACUCAUCAUGGCAGCUUUGGGUAGACGGCAAACCCUUCUUGAUCCUCGGCGCUGAGCUGCAAAAUUCGUCCAUGAGUUCUGCGAGAUACAUGGAUGGUAUCUGGAAGAAUUUGGUAGAUAUGGGAAUUAAUACGGUUUUCGGUCCGGUUACAUGGGAGGAUAUCGAGCCUGAGGAAGGAAAGUUUGAUUUCAAUGAGAUUGAAGCAGUUAUUGCAAGCGCCAAAGCGUACGGCCUCCGUUUGAUUCUUCUCUGGUUCGGGUCCUUUAAAAACGGAAUGUCUACAUACGCACCAAGCUGGGUUAAAAAAGACGCAAUUCGGUUUCCUAGAAUGCUUCUACAGGGAGAUACCGGAAAACUGACAAACUCUGGCGUGCUAUCGAUAUUUCACUCAGAGUGCCUUGAGGCCGACCUGAAAGCAUUUGCCAAGCUGAUGGAAUACCUGAAGAGAGAAGAUCGAUACCGCACUGUGAUCAUGGUACAAGUACAAAACGAGGUUGGACUUCUAGGCGAUUCCCGAGAUCGUAGCCAGGUGGCAAAUGACAUCUUUAACGCGCCCGUGCCAGGUGAAAUUGUCAAAUUCAUUGCAGAGGAUUGGGAGGCCUUGCUCCCAGACUUCCAAAACAAUUUUCCUGGUAUCCUAAAGGUGAUUCAGAAGUAUGCAUCGAGUCCAGACAUUCCAGACUGGAAGGCCCUCUUUGGCGAUUCGGAGGCCACAGAUGAGCUUUUUAUGGCGUAUCACUAUGCCCUUUAUCUGGAAAAAAUAGCUUCCGAGGGGAAGAAGAUAUACGACAUCCCAUUUUUUACGAACGUAUGGCAAAAAAACCCAAAUGCUGAUGCUGUAGCAGGAGGUGGAGGUACACCUGGAGUGUAUCCUUCAGGAGGAGGAGUACCGGAGGUCCUUGACAUAUGGCAAAAAUUUGCACCAUCUCUCAAUUGUAUUGCACCAGAUAUCUACCUUAACGAUUACUCGGCUACAUUGGCAAAGUAUAGGCAUCGUGGUCAGCCGCUACUUAUCCCAGAACAGCGGAGAGACGAGUACGGAGCGCGAAGAAUCUGGGAAGCAUUUGGGACUUAUCAAGCACUAGCGGCGAGCCCCUUUGGCAUUGAUACCUUGAAAGCGGUCAACUCACCUUUCACCAAACACUAUAAGCUGCUGGAUUCGAUAUCGCAUUUUGUCCUCAAAGCACAACGGAACCCUAACUCAAUGGUUGGCUUCUUUUUCGACGAAUUACAAGAAGAUGGGAGCGAUUUGAACCCUCCAAGAGCGAUACGUAUGGGAAAGUAUGACCUGAAAAUAAGUCGAGCAUUUGUAUUUGGUACGCCAGGCCCUGGUGCUGGCAUUGUCAUCCAGUUGGAGAGUGAGCGGUUUCUGCUUGUCGGAUGGGGAUUCAAGGUAGAGUUUAAGGCAACCUCGCCGAGAUCUACACUUACAGGCAUACUACGAUUUGAUGAGAAAAGCGUGGUCGACAAAGUAACAGGCAUGUUGCGCACAGAGCGGAGGUUAAAUGGGGACGAGACGCGCAGUGGGGCUUGGGCCAAUAUGCCAAAUGAUCAGCCGGACCCAGGGAAUAUUCCCAUUCCUAUUACGAUACCUGCGCGGACUAUGAUUGCAGAGGUUUCAGUCUUUUCUUUGGAAUAAAAGACGAAUGGGUUUAGAGUAGACUUUUGAAAAGGAGAGUCGAAAUUGUAUAGUUUAGUUCUUGAGGCCGAAUUAUAUUAUGGAGUGUCUCUUCAAAAGAAACCCUCCGAUGAGUGUUUAUCUCGUCUCCUUUCCUCAACAGGCUUGCUGGAGCUGGAGGUGAAGGCGUGGACUUUCCGCUUGGUGAUCGCCGUCAAGGCCAACUAUGCCCGUUGGGGUGUAGGGUCGACGUCCUCUUGCGGCUAGUAAGCCGCUCAGCGAAAAGACGCCGCGGAGUAAUUAUGGG